Molecule: messenger RNA, 422 nt
Organism: Aphanomyces astaci
Lineage: Eukaryota; Oomycota; Saprolegniomycetes; Saprolegniales; Verrucalvaceae
Exons: 1
Source: RefSeq, a predicted model, not a curated record
AUGUUUGGCUUCCUUGUCGUAUGGAGCGUCGCGGCAUUAUUUGUCUUCGGGCCAUCUUCCCAUAAGGAAAAUGGACUGCCCGAUAGUGAAAGCAGCAGCGACUCGGAUCGUCAAUGGCCGUCUGUCCCAGACGUUCCCGUCACAACGGUUGCCGUGGACACCCUGUUGUUGAAUGACACGAUGGCACCACCUUCCAAGGUCAAAUUCAGUUUCCCCAAGUUUGUGGGCCAGCCAGCCAAGUUUCCGAUCCCGACGGCAUCGACAUGUGGCAUCCGCAAGGCCAAGUCGGCUAAGGAAGUCGUGUACAUGACCGUGGACGACGGACCGUCACCGUCGGGCCGGUUGAACCUGCUCAACGCGAUGGACCAACUCAACAACCGCAAGAACAAGGAGGCGGCGUACGUGACGUUCAUCGAGAGUGG